UCAGUGUGACAUUUUAAAUAAUUGCAUACUUGUAAAAGGAGUAUUUCGUUUGGCCACACGUUUAAGAUGGCCAGCCUAGUUUGUAGACGUUGUUCAAGUAUAUUCCCUACCAGGCGGAAUAUUUUCAGAGAUAUACAGGGGCUCUCAACCUUUAGGCGAAGUCUUGUUUUGCUGUCCAAACAAAAUGACAAUUUUAAUUUUGUUACGUGUGGAAAUGAUGUUUCAAGGAACCACCUCAGAACUCCCCUCGAUUCGUCCUUAGGCCUGGUGUUCGCCAGGCGUUAUUGUGCUGAGAAAGGUGAUCGAAAGCAAGAACAGGAAUCCUCCGAAAAUGACAGUGCAAAGGACGAGGAUAAAGUACUUACUAUUCCGAAUGCCCUGUCGGCGUUUCGCAUCCUCAUGGCUCCGUACGUUGGUUACCUGAUCGUGCAGGAUAGUCUGUCAAUGGCCAUGGGGCUGUUCCUGGUCUGCGGUGCCACUGAUUCGAUUGAUGGCUACAUUGCUCGUCGGUUCCCGGGUCAGCAGUCCGUGCUGGGCAGUGUGCUGGAUCCGCUUGGUGACAAGCUGAUGGUCGGCAUUAUUUCUCUGUGUUUAACGUACACUGGCCUCUUUCCUUGGCAGUUGCUUAGCGCGAUUCUAUUGAAGGACGUUGGCUUGAUCGUAGCCAGCCUUGCCGUACGCUACCACACUCUUGAAAAACCGAAAACUCUGCAGCGGUUUUUCGACGUUACCAAUGCUACUGUCCAGUUCAAGCCAAACACAAUUGGCAAGCGAGCGAUGUUCCUUCAGAUCCUGGCGAUUACGUCAAGCCUGGCGGCCCCCAUUCUCUCUCUUGCCAACCAUCCAGCGCUUGUCGGUCUGUGGUGGGUGACUGGGGCGGCUACCGUUGCCUCUGGUCUCAGCUACAUUCCCGGUAGCGGCUUCAAGAAACUGACCAAGCGCCGUUCGUAGGAUGUGUCUGGCUACCACAUGCUGUACUGCAGGUCAGUACUGCAACUGGCAAGAGAGCACACAUGCACGCACGCACACAUACUCAAACACAUGCCUGUGUUCACUUCAUUGUGCGCAUGGCAACAGUGGCCAAGCUGCUAUUGGUGCAUUAGCUGUUACGGUAGUGCUUGUGCACAGUUACCCUGUCAAGUUGCAGUGUACCGGUGCUGGCAAGGCAGUGGUGUGAUGUUCGUCUGCUGUAGUAAUAAUCAUGCCAGCUGAAGGAGAUAGAGAGGGGGGGGG
Messenger RNA from Sycon ciliatum, 1233 nucleotides. RefSeq names its product probable cardiolipin synthase (CMP-forming). The transcript has 7 exons. Gene Ontology annotation, molecular function: cardiolipin synthase (CMP-forming) activity. Gene Ontology annotation, biological process: cardiolipin biosynthetic process. Lineage: Eukaryota; Metazoa; Porifera; Calcarea; Leucosolenida; Sycettidae. Gene Ontology annotation, cellular component: membrane; mitochondrion. The record is from RefSeq and is a predicted model, not a curated record. Bases 67 to 951 code for a protein of 294 amino acids.